UAAACAAACAUAUUACACAUUUAAUUUAAUACUAUAAAUAAUAACAAAUUAAAAUUAUAAAAACGUUUUGUCGUUCGAAAGCCAAUAACAAACUAUUUUAAAUCUAUCUAUGAUUAAAAACGUUAUUUAAAAUUCUGUUAUAAAAACCGUAAGCAUUUCAUAGACCAAAAGGAGUCCGCUUCGAUAUCUCAAUAAGGCAACAACAAACGGUAAUAACGUUAACAGAAAAAAAAUUACAUUUUCAAUAAAAUAAAAUUGUAACUUGGAUUAACUGUGAUUUGAAAUUAAAAAAAAAAAAACAAAGAAAAACAAAAAAAAAAAAUCUAUCAAAAAUUAAAAAGAAAAAUCCUAGUUUUUAAGGAUUUUCUCUUUUUUUUUUUUUUUGUGGUGAAAAACAAUUAUACAUUCAUAAUUAUAACAAGAAUUUAAAAUUUAUAAAUUUAAUUUAAAAUAUAAAAAAAAAAUAUAAAAAAUUUAAAAACAAUGAUUAAAAAUCUAUUUUAUAUUUAUAUCGUUACCACUAUGAUAACGGUAAUUGUUGGGAGUGAACAACAAGAAACAACAGAUAGUAUUUUAAAUAGUGCUAUUAGUUUAAUAAGUACCUGUGCAAAACAACCUCUGGUAUUAUGUUUAAAGGAACGAGCAUUACAUUAUUUUGAUUCAGAAAAUGGUGAUGUUAAAUUAAGUGAUGGCAUACAAUUAAUUAAAACUGAUGAUAUACCAGUUGGUAGAUCAUUAAAUGAAAUUAAUUUACCAGAUGAACCAGAAGCAAGAGAAAAUGAAGUUGAUUCGUUAUUGGUUGAAAGGAUUGCAAGAUUUUUCGGAACGCACACAUUACAAUUUAAAGUUCCAAGGGAAUCAAUUGAAGAUAUGCAAAGAUCAUUAGAAGAAGGUAGAUCACGUGAAAAAAAGAAGGGUAAAAAAUAUCUUUUACCACUUUUACUAUUAUUUAAGUUGAAAGCUGCAGCUUUAUUACCAUUAGCAAUUGGUUUCUUAGCUAUGAUUGCAUUCAAAGCUUUAGUGAUUGGUAAAAUUGCAUUAUUAUUAUCUGGUAUCAUUGGUUUGAAGAAACUCUUGGAUUCAAAACAUUCAGCACAAAGUUAUGAAGUUGUAGCUCAUCCACAUUAUUCACAUGGUUCUUCAUAUGAUGAACAUUCGUAUGGCAGAUCAAUGGAUGCACAAAAUUUAGCAUAUUCAGCAUAUACCAAAAAAUAAAAAGGAAAAACAAAAAAGAAAUAAAAUGAACAACAGAAUUAAAAAAAAAAUGAAAUAUAACCAUGAAGGCAAUAAUUAGGACUGUAAAAUAUUUAAUUUAAAAAAUAUUU
Messenger RNA from Condylostylus longicornis, 1325 nucleotides. RefSeq lists its product as uncharacterized. Lineage: Eukaryota; Metazoa; Arthropoda; Insecta; Diptera; Dolichopodidae. Bases 484 to 1215 code for a protein of 243 amino acids. The transcript has 3 exons. The record is from RefSeq and is a predicted model, not a curated record.